This is a messenger RNA of Penicillium paradoxum, 1275 nucleotides long. Its product is annotated as aromatic ring-hydroxylating oxygenase subunit alpha. Gene Ontology annotation, molecular function: 2 iron, 2 sulfur cluster binding. The transcript has 2 exons. NCBI's taxonomy places the organism in Eukaryota, Fungi, Ascomycota, Eurotiomycetes, Eurotiales, Aspergillaceae. Bases 1 to 1275 code for a protein of 424 amino acids. The record is from RefSeq and is a predicted model, not a curated record.
AUGUCGCCUCAGAGCUCCUCUAGACUUUGGCAGACAGACACAGAGUCCGCCGUUGUCGAUGCAAACUCUACAUUUCGACCCCUUCCGGCCUCGUGGUAUUCCUCGCAAGAUAUGUAUGAACUCGAACGCCGCGCCAUCUUCUCUCGGAAAUGGCUUCUUACGACACACAAGUCGCGGUUUCCCAAAACUGGAGACUGGCUGCAGUACAACAUCUGCGGGUACGCCUUUAUUCUGGUGAAAGACCGCGAGGGAGAUAUCAAUGCAUUUCAUAAUGUCUGCCGACAUCGUGCAUUCCCGGUGGUUACUGAAGACGGUGGCACGUCUAGGAUUUUCUCUUGUCAGUAUCACGGAUGGUCCUACGGACUCAACGGCAAACUCGCCAAGGCACCGGGUUAUCAGGAUUUAGAUGGCUUUGACAAGAGCAAGAACGGUCUUCUGCCAAUCCAUAUUCACAUCGAUAUCAAUGGCUUCAUCUGGGUCAAUUUAGAUGCCGGUGAAAAGCCCGAGAUCUCGUGGGAGAAUGACUCCAACGAAACAGACCUAAUGCCAUCGUUUAAGAGUCUUGAGCUUGACGACUAUAGGUUUGACCAUGCGGGGGAACUCAGUGGGGAGUAUAACUGGAAGAUAUUGGCAGAUAUCUACCAUAGUCGCUAUCAUCCUGGCAUCUGCGACAAGGUGGAAGAUAACAGCAUUUUUCACAAUGCCAACUCCACUCCGGAGAAGAUUGUCAACGGUCUGAAGGUUACAAGCACCUACUGCUUCCCGAAUAUUUUGAUGACUGUCUCGUCGCAUUUCUUCUUUAUACAGCGAUUUGUGCCUACCGGUCCCAUCACAUGCUCAACACGCUAUGAAGUCUUUCGCCACACGAUGUCCACCGAUGAUGACUUUGAAAUAAUCAAGCAAACAUUGAAAAGUAUCAUGUCGGAGGGCAAAGAUGAUUGUAUUACAGCGCAGCAAAGCCUCAAGGCUGAAGCGUCUGUAACUAUCCAGCCUCACCCUAAGGAGAAUGGACGGUUUCAAUUCCAGAAUGUCGUGCGUGAGCUGAUCAUGGCGCACCAUGAGCGGGAAGAGGAAGCAGGGGAGGAAUUCUGGCCUGCGCGACAAAGACUCCCCGCAGAAGAGGAAGCGGGAGUCAGUAAAGAGGACAUGGCCUUCUGCUCCAAGGUCAUAAGCAAGGAUGGCUCGUCUGGGAUUUCGGGUGGAUGCUGUGGAGGAGGGUGUGGAGGUGGACCGCCAACAAAACCAGCAACUGCACCUGAGACUAUGGUGUGUUAG